AUGACUGACAUCGCGGAACUGGAGAAGAAAGCGUGGACCGGAGAUUACAACGCCAUGGAAGAAGUGGCAAGGGCAUAUCGUUUUGGCAAAGGCGUGGAGGAAGACCGAGCCAAAGCGCAAGAGUGGCACGAAAAGCGGUUCUUGAUAUUGGAGUAUCUUGCCGAAAACGGCGAUAUUGAUGCUAUGGAUCGAGUGGCACAUGCAUAUCGUUUUGGCAAAGGCGUGGAGGAAAGCGAAGAAAAAGCGCGUGAAUGGAUCGCAAAGUUUAGGUCGGCAUCGGAGGCGCAAAUGGCAGAAAUAGCGCGAGAGGAGGCGGUCAAAGAGAAGAAGGAGGCGGAAAAACGCAUAUCCUUACUGAAGAAACGGGCGGAAGCCGGUGAUGCCGAGGCCAUGUUGGAUUUGGCAGUGGGAUAUCGUCACGGUCGGGGGAUAGAGAUAGACUUGGAGAAAUCUCGACAUUGGUUGAAGGAAUGGGAUCGGGCAGUAAAGAAGAAAAAGAAAGGAGCAAGAGGAUGA
Ruditapes philippinarum (Manila clam) is the source of this 516-nucleotide messenger RNA. RefSeq lists its product as uncharacterized. The coding region runs from base 1 to 516 and encodes 171 amino acids. The record is from RefSeq and is a predicted model, not a curated record. Gene Ontology annotation, molecular function: protein binding. The transcript has a single exon. Lineage: Eukaryota; Metazoa; Mollusca; Bivalvia; Venerida; Veneridae.